GCUAUCCGCAGAAAGAAAUAAACCAGGCUAGACUCGAAAGACAGGGAGAGUUUGGAUUCCGUAGCGCAGAGACGCGGACCGUGUGGGCUCUGAGGGACUGACGGCGGGGAUCGGACCGGGGAAGACUUUCCCCUGCACGGCGAUGCCGAGCGCCACAGCCAGCUAGCACCGUCCCGACAGAAAGGGACCGAAGUGGAUGGAAAUCCGACAAAAGGCGACGCCGUCCGAGGAAGGGUUAGCUUAGUUUAGAUGUUAUUGUCAGCUAAAACAAACCCACUUGGUCGCAAUGUCCUGCACUGGGAACUUGGUUUGGGAUGUUAAUAAACGUCUGAUCGGAUACGGGGAGCCCAACUCCAUCAGAACCAGCUAUUUAGGUAGAAGAGAAUUUGUCCAGAGGCUGAAACUGGAAGCGACGCUCAACGUCCACGAUGGCUGUGUCAACACGAUAUCCUGGAACGACACAGGCGAAUACAUCCUGUCGGGGUCAGACGACACCUUUCUGGUCAUCACUAACCCGUACAACAAGAAGGUGAAGAAGUCGAUCCGCUCUGGGCAUCGAGCAAACAUUUUCAGUGCGAAGUUCAUGCCUCACACAAACGAUCAGGAAAUCGUCUCCUGCUCCGGAGACGGCAUCAUCUUCUACACGCACACCGAAAAGAGUCCCGAGUACAACCGGCAGUGUCAGUUCACCUGCCACUACGGCACGGCUUACGAGAUUAUGACUGUACCAAAUGAUCCCUACACAUUCCUGUCGUGUGGGGAGGACGGCACAGUGCGGUGGUUUGACCUUCGCACAAAAACCAGCUGCACUAAAGAAGACUGCAAAGAUGACAUUCUGAUUAACUGCCGAAGAGCGGCGACCUCCAUAUCCAUCUCACCUCUGGUGCCAUACUAUCUGGCUGUGGGCUGCUCAGACAGCUCAGUGCGAAUCUAUGAUAGACGCAUGCUGGGAACCAGAGCCACAGGUAACUACAUGGGCCGGGGAACGACGGGCAUGUGUGUGCGGUUCGUACCUUCCCACCUGUCCAACAAGUCGUGCAGGGUGACGUCUCUCUGCUACAGCGGGGACGGACAAGAGGUGCUCGUCAGCUACUCCUCAGAUUACAUCUACCUUUUCAACCCCAAAGAUGACCAGGCCCGGGAGCUCAAGGGCCCGUCGGAGGAGAGGAGAGAAGAGCUACGGCAGCCUCCGGUGAAGCGGCUCCGGCUGCGGGGCGACUGGUCCGACACCGGACCCCGAGCCCGUCCUGAGAGCGAAAGAGAAAGAGAUGGAGAGCACAGUCCAAAUGUGUCCCUGAUGCAGAGAAUGUCAGACAUGUUGUCCCGGUGGUUCGAAGAGGCCAGCGAAGCUCAGAGCAGCAGAGGAAGCCGACCUCAGGCUCGGCCCAGAGGAACUGCUGUCCGGCCUGAGGGCUCGGCAAACACUCCUGCCCCCUCGGGUGCAGACUCCACCCAGGAAACCGGGGCCCCUGAGAGGCCCGUGGAGACAGACUCCCUGGAGGUCCCUUCCAGUCCUGCAGCCACGUCCGAAGCCCCGAUGUCCAAAUCCACUUCCUCUUCCUCCUCAGGGUCGUCAUCAACAGUCACUGCGCCUCCUACUUCCGGCUCGUCUUCGGUAGAGAGCUCGGCCCCUUCUUCUUCUCCUCUUACCUCCUCCCCUGACUCGGAGCAAAGGAGUCAGGGGGACACAACCGGGACGCCCACAGCCACGCCCACCUCUGAACCUGCACUAUCGGAGUACGGUCCUCAUCGGCUGCCCAUAAGUUUAGUGUGUAGGCGUUUGCAGAGGUUGCUUCGGCUGGCCGACCCCCCGGGACUGGGUCAGCGAGCGACCGCUUCCACUUCCUCCGCAGCCUCUGAGCGAAGGGCUACCUCAGCUGCUGCUGCCUCCGCCGCCACCGCCGCCUCUGCUGCUCCGAAGCAACCCCAUACAGAUUCCCCUUCGUCUGUGGUAAACAAACAGCUGGGAUCCAUGACUCUGGAUGAACAGCAGGGAGCAGCAGAGGCUGCAGGUUCAAAUCCCGAGGAAUCGGUUACUGCAGCAACCAGCGGCACCCCCACCGCCCCUACUCCCACCCCGUCCACCACCCGACCCAGCGCAGCAGAGCCGGUCCUCAGCCUGCACUACAGCUCAGAGGGAACCACCACCAGCACCAUCAAGCUGGACUUCACCGACGAGUGGAGCAGCAGCACGUCCAGCUCUAUGGGCAGCGGAGUCUCCAAAACAUCUGAAGUCGUGGUUCCAAACAGCCAGGAGACUCUGUCAGCGGAGAGUUCAGUGUCGGAACAGGCUCCCUGCGAGUCCUCUGGGCAGCACAGUUUGGCAGCAGCCGCAUCAGCGUCUCUGCAUGACGCCUCCGGCGCCGGCCCCCUCGGCGUCGCCACGACUCGGGGUCCCGCUGAGUGGGAAAGCACGGGGUCUCCGCCGCAGGAGAGGAGUCACCCGGAGGGCUCCGAAGACCCGUCAAGCGACUGCAGGAGGGCGGAGCCUGCCGGAGAGGAGGGCGUGGAGGGUCAGAGUCAGCCGGCGCCCAGCAACCAGGACUCCGACGACAGCGACGACGAUCCCAUUCUCAUCCCACCUGCCAGAUUCAGAGGGCAGGGGCAGAGAUUUAAUUCCAGAGGAUCUGCAGUAGGGGAUAGGAUGAUCAGGCGCUCUGCAGCAGCUCGCAUCCAGGAGCUGUUUCGCAGGAGAAAAGAGAGGAGAGAGAUGGAGGAGAGUGAAACUCAGAAUAUCAGGAGACCUUCAGUGAAAAUGGUUUACAAGGGCCACCGCAACUCCAGAACAAUGAUAAAGGAGUCAUGUUUCUGGGGCAACAACUUUGUGAUGAGCGGCUCGGACUGCGGACACAUUUUCAUCUGGGACAGACACACCGCAGAACACCUCAUGCUGCUGGAGGCCGACAACCACGUGGUCAACUGCCUGCAGCCGCACCCGUACGACCCCAUUUUGGCUUCUUCGGGGAUAGACUAUGACGUCAAGAUUUGGUCACCACUGGAGCAGGCGGCAUCUUUUAACAGAGUCCUUGCUGAGGAGGUCAUAACCCGCAAUGAGCUGAUGCUGGAAGAAACGAGAAACACAAUCACUGUCCCGGCCUCCUUCAUGCUCCGAAUGUUGGCGUCCCUCAAUCACAUCAGAUCGGAUCGCCUGGAGGGCGAUCGAUCUGAAGGAUCCGGUCAGGAAAACGAGGAAGAGCAGUAGCCAAGUUGGCAUUUUAUUUUCAUGGAAAAAAAAAAAAAAACAAAAAAAAAAAACAAACACCUUUUUGUUGUUGCUGUAUAGCACUUGCAAAGAACCCCUGAGAUUUGUACUAGUAGAAUACUUUUGGAUAUUAGUGUUAUUUCUAGGCCCAUGUGUUACUUUUUUCUUUUUUUAAAGAACUUUCUUACUGACGUUUCUGUAUGAGGAUAAACUACAGCUGUGUGACUGCAAAAGGACGCCAGUAUGGGUAUAGAAAAGUGUGUGUCUCGAGUGCUAACAACAGCGGCUGGCGUGAAAGGAUGUUAAAGUGCAAUAUUAUUUGUUUGGGAAGGUGAGAGUUGGAUCAGUGUUAAUGUUUGACAUUUUUGAAUUUGUAGCAAUGAAAUGUUGUCGUGCUGCUGCAGCACUUAAAGCAUGUGAAUACAGACUUUAAUUAAAAUACAAAGGCUUUAAUUCUGCUGUUUUAUAGAGUUUGGACGGAAAGAACUGUGAUCAGCGAUGGAGACGCACGCGGCAGUCGGUAAUGGAGCAGUUGCUGAGUUGCUGCUUACAGCUGUUGGUUUUUUUUUAGCAGCUGUUUGUCUGAACGCAGCCUUUGUCUGUCUGGGAAAUAUCAAAAGCUGAAGUAUUUUUCGCUUAGCCGCCCUUUUUAUUUAUUUUUCAUGCAUUAAACAUGUUUGUUUUGCUUUCUUACUUGACUUGGGCUAAAAAAAAAAACUGAUUGAGAAGCGUUUUACUCUGAUAAACUCUACAAAAUUGGAUGGAGCGUUAAGUGAUUGUUACCCAUAGAGCUAAUAUGGCCAAACGCACAAUAAACAGAACUGUAACAUCAGUCAGAUGUAUUUCAAACUGUACGACGUGAUUUGUUUGUUUUUCGGUGCAAAAUCAGGAUCGAGCUUCGUUUAAACAUUUAGCUUAAUGAGAUAGACGGCUGCAUUAUUGUUGAGAUCCCUGGAAAAGAUGUACAAGAAACACUUUCAAUAACUUCCUCUGUUGUUACAGCAUCAUAAACGGUCAAAAGAUUUCAUCUUGACAUUCGUCCUACUGUCCAAAUCAUAAACAUGUAGAGUUUGCUAGUUGGAAUCUGUAAACUAAAUUACCGAUACUUCCUCCUUUUAA
Molecule: messenger RNA, 4321 nt
Organism: Poeciliopsis prolifica (blackstripe livebearer)
Lineage: Eukaryota; Metazoa; Chordata; Actinopteri; Cyprinodontiformes; Poeciliidae
Gene: dcaf6
Product: ddb1 and cul4 associated factor 6
Exons: 21
Coding region: 287-3202 (971 amino acids)
Biological process (GO): positive regulation of transcription by RNA polymerase II
Cellular component (GO): Cul4-RING E3 ubiquitin ligase complex; cytoplasm
Molecular function (GO): protein binding
Source: RefSeq, a predicted model, not a curated record